AUGCGAAGUAUUGGCUCUGGGCAUCGCUCACUUUUUCCUGAAGAAGAGUCUCAACUUUUUGAGUGGAUAAUAGAAGUUCACCAGAAUAGUCUCGCAGAUCUUGAAAAUCAACUACUUAACUUUCAGCAAUUUGUUAUUCGCCUUUAUCAAAAAAAUGAUUACCCUCUUGAAAUGAUUGCAAACAUGGACGAGACGCCAGUUUAUUUUGAUAUAGCAGGUGCCAUGACUGUGAACACCAAAGGUGCAAAGACCGUUCAUGUUAGAAUAACUGGGAAUGAGAAGAACCGAUUUACAGUAGUCUUGAUAUGCCUUGCUAAUAGUAGAAAGCUACCACUAGUCAUUAUUUUUAAGGGAAAAAUUUGGCCAACUAACAUGCUACGACCUCCAGCUGGUAAUAAUUCUCAACCAGAACUACAUAAUUCAAAAGUAUUGCUAGUCUUUGAUUCUUUUUUAGCUCAUAUUAUGGAUCAGAUAAAGGCAGCAUUACGUUCAAGAAAUACAGAUUUGGCUGUUAUUCCUGAGGGUCUUACUAGGAGUGAGGAUCAUUUGAUUUACAAUGAUGACGAUGAAUCUAAUGAUGAGGAGGAAUCUGAUGAAGAUGAAGAGGAGGAAUCUGAUGAAGAACCUGAUGAAGAAUCUGAAGAAGAACCUGGUGAAGAACCCAAUGAAGAAGAUAAAGAGUCUGACAAAGACUAUAAAACUGGUGAUGAAAAUGAAUCCA
Molecule: messenger RNA, 721 nt
Organism: Scutellospora calospora
Lineage: Eukaryota; Fungi; Glomeromycota; Glomeromycetes; Diversisporales; Gigasporaceae
Source: the annotation of a GenBank genome assembly